Molecule: messenger RNA, 1455 nt
Organism: Salvia splendens (bonfire salvia)
Lineage: Eukaryota; Viridiplantae; Streptophyta; Magnoliopsida; Lamiales; Lamiaceae
Exons: 1
Coding region: 1-1455 (484 amino acids)
Source: RefSeq, a predicted model, not a curated record
AUGGUCCAGAACAGAAACUUUGGAGAACCAGUACCUGAAAAAGCUGACCCGCACUUCUCAGGCCCAGGAGUUGAUGUGGAGAUAGAAGAAAUCAGGAAAGAGACAGGAGAGUCUUCCGAGGGAGAUAUCAGCCACAAGGAGAAGCAAGAAAAACCCUUUCCGUACAGAGGGGAACCUAAGAAGAAAAAGGAGGAUCCAGCGGACUUCAUGGAAAUUUUUGGGAAGCUGGAAAUUAACCUGCCGUUUCUCCAAGCUCUAAAGCUGCCCAUCUUCAGCAAGUUUAUCAAGAAGUUUAUUGCCGGGAAGACCAAACCAAGCGGUAAAAUAGUGAUUGGAGAAACCGUGUCAACUGUGAUUCAGAAGAGAAGAAUGCCCUCCAAGCGUACUGACCCAGGUAUGUUCACUCUCCCCAUUUCAAUUGGGAACAUUAAAGUCGAGCAUGCUAUGUGCGACCUAGGUGCAUCAAUAAAUGUUUUACCGUUUUCCCUCUAUAAGAAACUGGAAGGAGUAAGAAUGGUCGAUACGAAAGUGGUAAUUCAAUUAGAUGAUAGGUUGUGCAUCAGUCCCGAGGGCGUGUUAGAGAAUGUAAUAGUCAAGGUGCAUGAUUUUCUAUACCCCGUUGAUUUCCAUGUUAUUAAGAUGAAUGAGUACCAGUCUGCUGAGUCUAGCGAAAUGCUUUUAGGAAGACCAUUUUUACGCACCGCUAAGACAAUCAUUGAUGUUUUUGAUGGAACUAUUUCCUUAGAUUAUCAUGGAGAGAAGUUUAAUUUUAACAUUGAUGAGGCCAUGAAAAAGCCACUGGAUAUAGAAAAUAUGCAUGCUGUAGAUGUAAUUAACCCCCUGGUCCAAGAAUUUCUUGAGACAGAAUUGAUGCAGGAACAGGUGGAAAAUUCGGAGUUGAGUCACUCCAUUGACAAGGAGGUGGCCAAUUCGUGCGAGGCAAUAAACACACCGGGAAUGAAAGAUGAAGAGUUAGCAGAAGCAAUUCUAGAAUUCUGCAAAGGUCCUGAAUCUGCCAGGUCUAAGGGAUCAGCCUACGCAGCUAACGUGGAAAAUUUGCCCGGGCCAGAAGUAUUAAUCAUCAAGGAGGCGAAGAAGAAUCCAUUACCUCAGGAGACAAGUUCAACAAAGAAGGAACUGAAGACAUUGCCCCCAGGCCUAAGGUAUGCUUAUUUGGAGGAAAACGAGAUGUUCCCGGUGAUCGUUAACAAUAACCUAACCAGGGAGCAAGAAGCGGAAUUACUGGAAGUCCUCAGGAGGAACAAGAAGGCCAUAGGAUGGACUCUGUCAGACCUGGUGGGAAUCAGUCCUGACCUAUGCAUGCACCAUAUUCGUUUGGAGGAAGGAGCGAAACCCCACCGAAACCCACAUAGAAAGUUGAACCCAAACAUAAGAAAAGAAGUCUUGACUCAAGCUGCUGUCUUUGGUUAUCAUAUACUCCAUUCCCAACAGUAA